This is a messenger RNA of Tripterygium wilfordii, 1121 nucleotides long. RefSeq names its product myb family transcription factor PHL7-like. The record is from RefSeq and is a predicted model, not a curated record. The transcript has 6 exons. NCBI's taxonomy places the organism in Eukaryota, Viridiplantae, Streptophyta, Magnoliopsida, Celastrales, Celastraceae. Bases 370 to 1101 code for a protein of 243 amino acids. Gene Ontology annotation, molecular function: DNA binding; DNA-binding transcription factor activity.
CAACGCUUUGCUUGAUUUCUUCUCUUCACUAGGUAUUGGCAAUGGCAUUGCCUUUGCCUUUACCCUCCAUAUGAAUCCCAAGUCACACAAUGGCCAACUUGGUUUACAAGUGCGUACAAUAGUCUUUGUCCACAUCAAGCACCAACCCUGAAAUUCUACAUCCUAGUAAACAACAAAGAAACUCUUUUAGAGUCUGACUUUGCUGAGACUCUGCUUUAAAUCUUGGUUUACAACGACAAUUACAGACAUUUUUGGGCAUCAAUAGUUUCCUAGUUCCCAUCGCUCAAAGCUUUGUACUUGUCUUGUUCCUCAUCCUUUUUAAUCUUCCGCAAAUGGAAGCCAUUGCCAUUCCAUCUGAUUAACUCGGAUAUGGUUUCAAAUCGUUCGGAUGGCUCUGGAAAAGAUCGCUUAAGGUGGACACAAGAGCUACAUGAUCUGUUCGAAGUGGCAGUUAACAAACUUGGCGGCCCUGACAGGGCAACACCGAAGGGCAUAUUGAAGGCUAUGGGUGUUUCUGGACUCACCAUCUAUCAUGUUAAAAGCCACUUACAGAAAUAUAGGAUCUCAAAAUUUAUUCCAGAGUCGACCAACAGAGGCAAGUCUGAGAGGAAAAAUCUCUCUGAAUUAUUCCCAAAUUUUGGCACAACGUCCUUGGCUCAACUGAAUGAAGCUUUACGAAUGCACAUGGAAGAACUGUGCAAACUGGAUGAUCAAACUGAGGUUCAAAGAAGCUUGAAGCUUAAAAUGGAAUCCCAAUCAAGAUUUUUCGACAGAAUUGCAGACGAUCAUCGAAACAGGGCAGCGAUUACUGCAAAAUUCAAUUACAAGCCUUCCUCAUCAUCUUCAGCAUCAUUGCCUCCACUAGAGGAGUCAGAGUCUAAUGCUAAAGAAUUUGAAUCCGAUUCGGAUGGUGACGUAAAUCAAAUACAAUCCGAAGAAUUUCAAGCUCUCAAGAGGAUGAAGAUGACCCAAUACAAUGAUGUUUCCAGUACUCCAUUGUUUAAAGUGUCAGAAGUUUCAUAUGGUGCUCAUGAAGGUAUCAGCUUUCCUUGGAGUAAUAUUGCAUCCUGCCCUUCGCCUUUAGUGCCUAGCUUUUUCUAGCUUUGCUUCAAAGAAUGUGA